GGAGGCCCCGCUGGACCCGAGAAACGCCCCGAUUCCACACGGCCUGCGAUGUCCGGGGAAAAGUUGGCAGAGUUGCGCACGGUGUCCGCGGGGGGAAAUGAUGCGUGUGUGUGUGCGUGUGUGUGUUUGACCCUAAUGUAGUGCGAAACAAGGAGGGAGACGGAUAAACUACACUGGAAUGAUUUGCGCACGAAGGCGCAAAAGCGCGCACGUCAGAGCGGAUAUUAUGGAUCUUUUAUCCAAACAGAAAGUCUCUGAAGAGGCUCGCUGCUGAUGGUACCUUCCUGGAGGCUGAUGGAAGUUGACAGCUGCUACAAAAAACAACUGCAUUCAUGCCCGACGGGUCUGAGUAAACCGGUGAGUUUAGUCAUGGAUGAUCAUCACGGAUCCCAGUCCCAUCCGAGGAGGUCUGAUCUGAGGGUGUCGACCAAAAGCAAAGCGCCAUCUCCACCAGCUCUAAAGAAGCUGGAUUCCCCAGGUUUCUCCCAGUGGUAUCCAGGAAACCCUUGCUUAACCAUGGACCAGAAGGAAAACCUCAUCGAUAAAGAGCUCUCUCUGACAGUGGUGCUGCCUGGCGGAGUGGAAAAGACGACCGUCGUUCAUGGAAGCAAACCCCUGAUGGAUUUAUUAGUGACGCUCUGUGCGAAGUAUCACCUGAACCCGUCGAGCCACACGUUGGAGCUGGUCACCACCAGCAGGAACAACGUCAAGCUCAAGCCCAACGCGCUCAUAGGAACUCUGGACGCAGAGAGGAUCAUUCUCAAACACAAAGGAGAGGAUAAAAAUAAGAAGACGGGCCCUCAGAUGCCUGAGGCAACCGUUCGAAUGGUGAUAAACUACAAGAAGACCCAGAAAACGAUACUGCGAGUGAAUCCCCGGGUUGCCCUCGCUGAGCUCUUACCGGCAAUCUGUGAGAAAUGUGAAUUUGACAUGGAGACUACAGUGCUUUUGAGAGACGUCCAAUCACUGGCUCCGCUGGACUUGUCCAGUUCUCUUAACGAUUAUGCAAUACGGGAGGUUUAUGCAAGAGACACGAAAGGACAGCCGACUCCUCCUGUGUCUCCACGCUCACCAAACUAUUCAGGAACAGUUACACCAGGCAAAGACAAAACUCAGAAAGAGAAAGAAAACAAAGGCCUCUUCAGCAAAUUUAGAAAAAGCAAGAAAAAAUCUGAACAGCCGACGACGGCCAGCGCUCCAGCUUCGCCCGUGCUCGUGAGCAAGCCCCGACCGCUCAGUAUGGCCUUACCCAGCUCCAACUCGUCUCAGUUCAGCUUCUCGGCGAUAUCCGCCGACGUGCCAAAGAAGAGACGUGCGCCCCAGCCCCCGGUCCCUGGAUCUGCCAGCCCCCCCUCGGAGGUCGUCGCUCGCCAGAGACUCUACUCUGAACCCUGUGGCCGACCGGACAGCGAGAUGAGCAGUUUGAGCCGGGGAUCCUCAGCGGAGUCCUCGCUGAAGAAAACAAAGCGUAAGGCUCCUCCACCGCCCACGACUCCGAGCUCUGUGGUCCCGCCGUCCGACCCUCAAGACGAAAACUUGCAAGUGGACUCGGCUGCUGAUACACUGGAGGAAAUAAUGGAGCAGGAGGAGAUGUCUGCACCUGCUGGCAACACCCAGGGAGUGGACAGCAGCCCCCACAUGUCCCCGUCCCCAGACGUCCAGGUUCAGAGCCCUGUGGACGGAAAUGGGGAAGAUCAGUCCUGUGAUCUGUCCUCCGAUGGCAAUCAACUGCAGAGUCCAGUGGAUGAUUCUGCAGCUCUGAGCAUGAAGAAGAAUGAGGGGACAGAUUUACCUGAGCUGGCAGACACGAAUAGCAAUUCAUUUCAAGUGGAAAAUGCAGGUCCAUCUCCGGCCUGCGAGGAGACGAUGGCCGACAGCGUGGAAGCGGACUGCAGUGCUGCUCCUGACGGCCUCCCUCCGCCCGUGGAGCAGGAGACGGAGGCUCCGGCCUCUGCUCAAGCAAACACUGAAACCCUCGGGGAGCUGACUGACAGGUUAGAGGGCCCGGCGGCCACCAGCACAUCACGCCCCGCUGGAGAGGAUGCUCAAGUGCAGACAGACUUCACACGCCUCCCCGAGCCGCUGCAGCAACACGUGGAUAAAGCCUGUGUGUCGGCCAGCGAGCCUGUGCUCGACUCGGCUGGGAAGAAAGACAUUGCCACUCUGACAGAAGACCUGCCCCCCUUCGAACCCGGACAGGCGGUAGCACUUAUCUCAGAGGCCUCCCAGUGCCGGGACCCGACUCCCAGUGCCACGUUAAAGCCGCCGUCCCAGCAUGCCACGAACUCUGAGCCAAAGCCGAAGCCCUCCAACGAACUGACGAGGGACUACAUCCCCAAAGUGGGGAUGACGACGUACACCAUCGUGCCUCAGAAGUCUCUGGAGAAGCUGAGAUAUUUCGAAGUUGCACUGACACUGGAGACGCCUCCCGGAGCUCCGGAGGACGGACUUAAUAUCGGUUCUCUUCAUUUAGACGAGAGCUCGGCGCAGGGGUCCGAGACUGAGGUCCUGAGAGGAAAGAGCGAGCAGCAUGCUGCUUCCGCUCCACCCAGCGACGACUCGCUGAUCAGCACUACUACUACUCAACGCACUGUUAAUGGAAGUAUACCUGAAUCCGCUCAUUUGAAAUCGCCCGCAAGUUUGCGCGACGCCGACAAGAUCUCGGCCUUGGCUAAUGGAGCAUCUCAAGCCGGUUCACCAGCAGAGGUCAAGGAGAUGAAAAUUCCACCCGCAACUAAACCCAAGCCCGGUUCUUUCCGCUUGGCACAGCACAAAAAAACACCUGGGUAUUAUGUAACCUCAGCGGCAGAGAAGAGUCUUAACGCCGGCCCGAGGGAGGCUCCGAGGAGUCCAGAGGACACCAAGUUACCGCCGCCUCCUCCUUCACCUCCCGCUCAGGGUCAAGAGGAGUCGGCCGGGGCCGCCGACGUCCGGCUGAGCCCAAAACAAGAUGACAGGAAUGCAGCCUUAACGCGGCUGGCGAGGCAGAGCAGCCUGCCGUCCCGGGAGCCGAUCGUAGGUUUGAGUUUGGAGAAGCUGAGGAGCUUUGCCGCUCCUCGGCCUUAUUCUCCCUCGACCCCUUCCCGCUUCGCCCAGGCGGUGUCCUCUGCUGUCAGGAGGAGCCACUCUUUAACCCACGGGCCGAAAACACCCCCCUCCAUGGCGUCCCCGCCCGUCUCUCCCGCCAAACAUCUCUCACCAGUCACAGAGCCACAAGGAUUCCCUGAACUCCAGGAGUGUGAAAGCAGAGAGGCGGCGGGUGACGGCUGUCCUCCGCAGAGGGAAGCGGACGAACCUUCAUUUACGGAGAUUGUUCAGGUGGACGGAGAGAGCGGUCCAUAAGGCGUGCCUCAACUCCUCUGGCAGCAUAUCAGACAGGGACUUCGACUGCUCCUCAGAUCUUCAUCCCGUGACACAGAUGAAAAAACUGUCAUAGCUAUACCUCUUUUCAUAGCCUUCAACUACAUAGAUUUAUGUAUUUUGAUAAUAUUUGCCGCAUCUUGUUUUUUUUCAUGUCACUAAGUAAUACCUUCGCCUUAUCUGCAUAGCUUAACACUUAAAAUUCCAUCUUUUGUGAUGACUAUCUUGCCUUUAAUGUGUUACUGUUGUGAGUGAUCAAUGAUGAAUAAUGAAAACAGUUUUAUAAGUUAUUAGACUUAUUCACAGAGUUUAAUGUUUUUUGUUUUUUGUUUUUUUUUUAAGAAAAUGUAUUAUCUAAAUAAUACUGGAGAUGUAAGUUGGAGCAGGUCUGAUCCUACGAUAAACACUUCUUAGAUUUUUACAUCAGAUCUGUAUUUAAGUGUUUCAGAGUUUUGAUUAAUGUGCAGAAAUACACUGACGUUCGCACCUGUUGCUCCUGUCAAACAGUGAUGUUCCGACGAAUAAAGCUUUUAUCAAGUUCAGUCGA
Messenger RNA from Salarias fasciatus (jewelled blenny), 3907 nucleotides. RefSeq names its product cordon-bleu WH2 repeat protein-like 1b (gene cobll1b). Lineage: Eukaryota; Metazoa; Chordata; Actinopteri; Blenniiformes; Blenniidae. Gene Ontology annotation, molecular function: actin monomer binding. The transcript has 14 exons. The record is from RefSeq and is a predicted model, not a curated record. The coding region runs from base 274 to 3342 and encodes 1022 amino acids.